Cornus florida is the source of this 902-nucleotide messenger RNA. Its product is annotated as SKP1-like protein 1A. Gene Ontology annotation, molecular function: cullin family protein binding. Gene Ontology annotation, cellular component: nucleus; cytoplasm. Lineage: Eukaryota; Viridiplantae; Streptophyta; Magnoliopsida; Cornales; Cornaceae. Gene Ontology annotation, biological process: SCF-dependent proteasomal ubiquitin-dependent protein catabolic process. The transcript is spliced from 3 exons. The record is from RefSeq and is a predicted model, not a curated record. The coding region runs from base 59 to 784 and encodes 241 amino acids.
AUAUAUAUAUAUAUACACACACACACACACACACACACAUACAAAGAGUGAAAGAGAGAUGGCGAAGAAGAUAAUGGUUAUAGCUGUGGUUCAGGUUUUAAUAUCAUCGUGGUCUAUGGAGAUUGCUGAAUCUUCUGCUUUCGACUGCUAUGAAGAUUGUUCCACUGGUUGUGUUCAAAGCGACACAAGGCUUGUGCAGCAUUGUGACCGCAAGUGCCAGAUAGAAUGCAAUCCAUGGUUAGCUUUUGGUCCAAAGUUUCCACAAGAUAAAAAACGAUGCGAGUCUUUAAAGAUCACCUUGCAGAGCUCAGAUGGCGAGUCCUUCGAAGUGGACAAGGCCGUGGCAUUUGAAUCACAGACGAUCAAGAACAUGAUCAAAGAUGCUUAUGACGAUUGCGUCUUUCCUCUGACGAACGUGACUAGCAAGAUCUUGGCCAAAGUGAUCGAGUAUUGCAAGAAGCACGUCAAAGUUCCCAAGACCAACGAUGGUACGGUUGAUGAGGAGCUAAGGAAUUGGGACAACGAAUUUGUAAAUGUCGAUCAUCCUACUCUCUUUGAUCUUAUUCUGGUUGCAAACUAUCUGGACAUAAAAAAUCUGUUGCACCUGACAUGCGAGACACUUGGUGACAUGAUAAAAGGAAAAAGCGUUGAGGAGAUCUGCACAAUGUUCAACAACAAGAACGACUACACCCUGACGGAGGAGAAAUUAUUAGAUAGUUUUAAACCAUUAACACUUGGUGGAAGAGAUUCUAAGGAAGAAGAGAAUCAGUGGGCAUUUAUUUGAGUGAGAAAUUAAUCCACAGUAUAUUAGGGUUGAUAGUAUUGUGUAUUAGGAUUUGAAUUGCAUAAACCCUAAUAUUUGAGUGAGAAAUUAAUCCACACUACAUGACAUCAUUUUAAUA